Molecule: messenger RNA, 1623 nt
Organism: Recurvomyces mirabilis
Lineage: Eukaryota; Fungi; Ascomycota; Dothideomycetes; Mycosphaerellales; Teratosphaeriaceae
Exons: 2
Coding region: 1-1623 (540 amino acids)
Molecular function (GO): iron ion binding; oxidoreductase activity, acting on paired donors, with incorporation or reduction of molecular oxygen; heme binding
Source: RefSeq, a predicted model, not a curated record
AUGGUGCAGACAGACUCUCAAGGCAUUCUCUCCAUCCUCACUCAGCCAGCCAUUCUCCCUUUCUUCCUUCUAGCCCUCGGGUACACCAUUCUUAAGCUACUGGACAAGACAGAUGUGCCCAAGAUCAAGGACCUCCCUAGUAUACCUGGCCUGCCGAUCCUAGGGAAUCUGCAUCAACUCGGUGAUAAUCACGCCAAAGUAGCUCAGAAAUGGAGCGAGAAAUAUGGCCCAGUGUUCCAGGUGAAGAUGGGCAACCGCCGGAUCGUCUUCGCCAACACCUUCGAUAGUGUCAAGAACUUAUGGAUCACGAACCAGUCAGCCCUGAUCAGUCGACCCAUGUUGCAUACAUUCCACACAGUCGUCAGCUCAUCAGAAGGCUUUACUAUUGGCACCUCACCGUGGGAUGAGAGCUGUAAAGCUCGACGGAAGGCUGCUGCUACUGCACUCAAUCGUCCAGCUGUGCAAAGCUAUAUGCCUAUCAUCGAUUAUGAAGCAACGAAGAGUAUCAAGGAGAUGCUUUUGGACUCCAAGUACGGCGAGAGCGACCUCGAUCCGAAUGCAUACUUCACUCGUUAUGCUCUCAGUACGUCCUUGACUCUCAACUAUGGUAUCAAAAUCGAGGGCAAUGUCAACGAUGAGAUGCUCAAGGAGAUCACGCACGUAGAGCGAGUAGUGAGCAACUUCCGAUCGACGAGCAACAACUGGGCGGACUACGUUCCAAUGCUGCGCUUACUUCCAGGAGGAAGUUCUGGACCACAGGAGUACAGAAAGCGGAGAGCACAGUAUAUGCACAAGCUACUCAACAUGCUCAAGCAGCGAAUUAAAGACGGCACCGACAAGCCAUGCAUCAGCGGCAAUGUGCUCAAGGACCCCGAAGCGAAGUUGACAGAUGGUGAAGUGAUGUCGAUUGGUUUGACCAUGGUCUCCGCCGGCCUCGACACAGUCCCAGGAAAUCUAAUAAUGACAAUCGCCUACCUCUCAAGUCCACACGGUCAAGAAAUCCAAGCCCGCGCCCUUCACGAGAUCCACUCUGUCUACCCACCGUCCGAACACCCUGAUCCGUGGGCCUCCUCCCUGUCGGACACAGGCGAAAAGAUCCCCUACCUGACCGCAUUAGUCAAAGAAACUCUACGAUAUUGGUCCGUGAUACCCAUCUGUCUACCUAGGACGAGUAUCCGAGAUAUCAAGUACCGUGAUGCUGUCAUUCCAGCUGGAACGAGUUUCUACAUGAAUGCUUAUGCGGCGCACUACGACCCAUCGCACUUCCAAUCCCCCGACGACUUCAAUCCCGAUCGAUACCUCCAAGACACAUCUCUUGAUGAUGCAGCGGCAUCAAGGGGGACACCUCAUUACGGCUAUGGUGCUGGAAGCAGGAUGUGUAUCGGGUCUCAUCUUGCAAAUCGCGAGCUGUACACCGCAUUCCUGCGCAUCAUCACGGCUUUUGAGGUCUUGCCGGCGAAGAAGGCAGGUGAUAGACCGAUCCUGGAUGCUCUGGGAUGUAAUGCUUUCCCCACGAGUCUGACACUGGAUCCAAAGCCUUUCAAGAUUGGACUCAAGGUCAGAGAUAGAGGAAUGGCAGAGAAGUGGAUCAGGGAGAGUGAGGAGAGGACGAAAGAUUUGUGA